This is a messenger RNA of Phyllostomus discolor (pale spear-nosed bat), 4615 nucleotides long. Its product is annotated as zinc finger protein with KRAB and SCAN domains 7-like. The transcript has 3 exons. Gene Ontology annotation, biological process: central nervous system development; regulation of transcription by RNA polymerase II. The coding region runs from base 667 to 1899 and encodes 410 amino acids. Gene Ontology annotation, cellular component: nucleus. NCBI's taxonomy places the organism in Eukaryota, Metazoa, Chordata, Mammalia, Chiroptera, Phyllostomidae. Gene Ontology annotation, molecular function: RNA polymerase II cis-regulatory region sequence-specific DNA binding; DNA-binding transcription factor activity, RNA polymerase II-specific. The record is from RefSeq and is a predicted model, not a curated record.
CUAGGUAUAUGCCCUGACUGGGAAUCAAACCAUCUACCAGUUUUCAGUUUGACCCCGGACGUUCUACUGCACCCUCCGUGGAAAAUUCACAGCACAUGCAGGGGAACACCUGGGUGGACGAGGCAUGAGCGUCUGUGUGUGUGGAGCUGCCUGGGUCCUCGUGAACCCACUCCGGGGUGCAGCCUUACUGGAGCCAAGGGCAGGGCCCAUCCACUCAGAGAUUUCUUUUCUCCCUCAGCUCUGUGUGCUUCCCCUGCCCCUGCCCCUCCCCAAGUGGGCAGCUCAGGACACCAAGCAGCAGCAGCUGUGCUUCGGAUGGCCGGGCCGCAGGGGUCUGCAGCGUACGAGCUCCCGUCUGCGGACCACACGGGGAGGAAGUGGACAGGCCGGGCACCGAGUCAGAGAGCCCUGAACCAGAACAGCAUGCCAGAGACUUCCUGCAGCGUGGCCUCACCAGGUGAGACUAGGACAGAGAAAUCUGAGUUGCCUCCAGGGCAGGAAAUGCCUGAAGGAUAUUGACCAUCACUUGCUGGGACACCAGGAGGCCUAUGUGGGGUGGAACCUGGGGCCCCAGGAGCUGGAAUUGCCUGUGAAGAUGCCAUAGGGCAGCUGGAAGCACAACCCUCAGAGGAGGGAGGGAGCAGCCUGGAAAGCAGUUUCCUAGAAAUGACUUGUGAGGAUAAAAACAAAUCCACAAAAGAUGGAUGUAAAGAACCUGGGGAUCAUCAGAAUCUGUCUUCCAGGCCUGCAGAACAGUGGGUUGUGAAGUCACAGAAAUUCUAUCCGUGUGAUGAAUGUGGCAAAGCUUUCAGUCGGAGCUCACACCUCAUUGGCCAUCAGAAAAUCCACACUGGAGAGAAACCCUAUGAGUGUAUCGAGUGUGGCAAGACCUUCAGGCAGACCUCUCAGCUCAUAGUUCACCAGAGAACCCACACAGGGGAAAAGCCCUAUGAAUGCAGCAAGUGUGGGAAGACCUACCGGCACAGCUCCCAUCUGGUUCAACACCAGAGAUACCAUGAUGGGGAGAAACCGUAUACAUGCAACACAUGUGGAAAAGCCUUCACUCAGAGUUCCCACUUCAUUGACCACCAGAGAACCCAUACUGGGGAGAAACCUUAUGAAUGCAGUGACUGUGGGGAGACCUUCAUUCAGAGUAAAAGUCUUGUCCGACAUCAGGUUCUACACACUGGUGAGAAACCCUACAAGUGUAACGAGUGCGGGAAAGCUUUCUGUUCUAAUAGAAAUCUUACUGACCAUCAGAGAAUUCACACUGGGGAGAAGCCUUAUGAGUGUUUUGAAUGUGGCAGGACCUUCAGUCGGAACAAAUGUCUUACCCGACAUCAAAGUCUCCACACUGGGGAAAAGCCUUACAAAUGCAGGGAGUGUGGGAAAGCCUUCAGUCAGAACUCUCAGCUCGCCGACCAUGAGCGAAUUCAUACUGGAGAAAAGCCUUUUGAAUGUAGUGAGUGUGGGAAGGCAUUCAGCCUGAGUAAAUGUCUUAUUCGACAUCAGAGGCUUCACACAGGUGAAAAGCCCUAUAAAUGCAAUGAGUGUGGAAAAUCCUUCAAUCAAAACUCACACCUCAUCAUACACCAGAGAAUUCACACUGGCGAGAAACCUUAUGAAUGUAGUGAGUGUGGGAAGGUCUUCAGUUACAGCUCCAGUCUGAUGGUACAUCAGAGAACCCAUACUGGGGAGAAACCCUACAAAUGUAACAACUGUGGGAAAGCCUUUAGUGACAGCUCACAACUCAUUGUGCACCAGAGAGUUCACACUGGCGAGAAACCGUAUGAAUGUGCUGAGUGUGGGAAAGCCUUCAGUCAGCGUUCCACGUUUAACCACCACCAGCGAACUCACACUGGAGAGAAGCAGUCAGGUGUGGUUCGGUCAGCUUCCUGAGGCCUAAGUUUCCAAGACUGAGAGCAAGGCACUUGGCAUUAAGCUUUCUUUGUAAGAAGGGUGUUUACUCUGACCCCCUGCAGGAGCCAUUAAUGAAAGUGGGCCAUCCUGAGUGCUGUCUGCUGGGUCAUGAGGGUGGGAGAGUGGGGAACAGUGUGUUCCCUGCCCACCAUUGUGGACGGAUGGGCUACGCAUUUCAUGCACUUGAAGGGCUUUCCUUUUGUUUUUAUUUUUAUUUUUUUUUCUGUUUAAAAAUAUAUUUCAUUUCUUUUUUAUGCAUCCCAUAAUUGGCUUGUGUGCUUCUGAGGGAUAGAAAUUAUAUCUUUGUUUUUCUCCUCCACCACCUUCAUUUCUCAGUUUAUAGAAAGUCGUCCUCAAGACCUGUUCACUCUCUUUUUUUCUUUUGAAUUUUUAUGAGUUAUUUGGGCCAAACUGACAACAUGACAGAAAGAAGAUCUCAUAUGCUCCUUCUUUUCUCUUGUCUUGGCUCUUUCAAAACUUUUAUUUUAGUCUAGACCCUCAUCACUUGUUCACUAUCUAGAAAACCUUUUCUUCUUCCUGUUGCUAAUCUCUGCCCCUCAUAACCUUUAUGAUCCAGCUCAUCUGUGAAAGACUUCCCUCUUGAAAUGCUUCUUCCUUCCCCCUAAACUAUUAACAUGACUUCAAUACUUUGAACUAGACUGAGCUACAAUUUACAGUUGUUAAGUUGUCUUGUCAAUGAUUCACAACCUAAUGCAUAUGUGUAUACUUCCACACCCGCUGAAUGUGGGUUCUUUGAGGGUGGGUAUGACAUCUUAUUUUUUUCAUCCUAUAGAUAAUAAUCUGCAUGUACUAGUUAAAUCAAUAAUUUAAAAAAUUUAACUCUCCAGUGCUUUGGGCAAAUUACAUGCCCAUUCUUAAAUUGGGCAUGAGCUUUCCUGCCACCUCUUGACCAAAAUUUUAAAGAUGGCUGCCAUAGGAUAUCAUAUGCGAAAACCUCACUCUCACAUUCUACAUGUACCCCUGGGAGACUUUUAAAAUUUUUUUCAUAACUUCUACUUGAGCCCAAAUUUUGAGGACAUGCCUGGAACCCCCGGGAGUCUUACUACUGUUAUUUUAGCCUGAAAGAGCAAUGUCAUCUUGUUAAUAGGUACUUUUCCCUGCUAACUGACUUUAGGGCUGAACUAGCUGGUUCCAUCCUGAUGCCUGAGUAAAUGAGUGAAGAACUGCCUCAAAUUUUAGUGCAAAGAAGAUCUGACAUUCCUGGCUGUGGCAGAAAUGAUUGAAAAUCCCAGUUUAGCCGUAGCUGGUGUGGCUCAGUGGAUCGAGUUGCCAGCCUGUGGAUGAAGUGUCGCCAUUCAAUUCCCUGCAAGGGCACAUGCCUGGGUUUCGGGCCAGGUCCCCAGGUGGGGGUGUGUGAGAGAGGCAACUAGUCAAGAGAUGUUUUUCUCCCACAUUGAUGCUUCUCUCUCUCUCUUUCUCCCUCCUUUUCUUUCUCUCUAAAAAAAUAAAUAAAUAAAAUAUUAAAAAGAAUAAAAUCCCAGUUAGAAGCAUUCUUGGAAGUUUGUAUUCACAUGAUUCAGUUUGUUUAAAGAUAAUAGACUUAAACUUAUCUGAUUUCCUUAUCAACUAGUUCUGUGUCCCGCAACUGCCAUCUAAAUUUAGGGUGAGAUGUGUACCCUUCUUUAUUGUCAUGUUCUGGACCAUCUUUCAUUCCCAGGUGUGUGAGAGGCAAGAAUCUUUCCAGAGGAUUUCCUCUCCUUCUGCAGUCAUAUAUAAAACAGAAUCCUGAACAACUUUUUUUCUCCUCGCAGUAGGGAUCCAGUGCUGGGAGACCUUUGUCUCUGGUGUUCACCCACUUCCUCUUAGCAGAACAAUAGGAUUGACAAUGGGAGGAAGGGGGAGGAGGAAGUUAGAGGUACGAUGUUAGGUAUGUACCCUGGAGGGAGGAGUUUUUGUGAACUGUGAUUUAUGUCUCAGAGACAAGAAGGAGGAAAGGGAACGAAGGUGAGGCUCUAGAAAAUCAGAAUUUAAUGUGAUUCUGGGGAAGGCGUCUCAGAUACAGAGAAUGUUUAUCGUGGGGGUCAAAAGAAAAAGAUGUGAAACUAGCUUCAUUUGGCAUGUUAAAUUACCUGGGCCGCAUAAUGAAAUAAAAAAUAAUAAUAAACCUUAGGUUAUAUGUGCGUGAACAAGUGUUACUCAUAUAGGUAAUCUACAAAUUGAAGUUCAUAAAAAUUUGUUGGUAUUGGCAUUGUCUAGUUGUUAAAUUAUUGUAUGCCACCAAAAUAACUAAAUAUUCUUAUAAAUGAACUCAUCAUUUUUAACCAUGGCCCUUUUUAAAAUCUUUUAGUCACUUACAGACGGUUGCUAUGGUAAACUGAUUUUCAGAGAGCUUAAUGAAAACGACUCUGAUAAGUAGCCUGGAAUACAGGAUUUAGAUAAGUUUAAUAUCACUUUACCUACACCAGUAAGGGUUUCCAAAACUCGAAUGGAAAAACUGGAUUCCCGCAGAGCAAAAAUAAAUGACUUGGGAUUAAAUGAACUGACGAGAAUGUUAUAAAUUUUUGUUUGAAACACGCUAGUUCUUUAAUGUUUUGUUUCCAGGCUUAAGAAAAUCUUUUUCUGUUUUAUCUUAGGCUAUAUAUGACUUAUAGCAGCUUGGUAAAUUAUACCUUUGUAAACAGAAUUAAAACAUUUAUGUUUUUCUCCUUAUCUCUUCCCUUUGGAAUUGCGAAAC